GAGCUGCCAGAGCAUGACCAGUCUGUUCAGCAGUACCGUGUCUCCUGUUAAGGAUGGAACAUCAUCUCUCCCAAGGAGGCAGACUUCCUUCGCCAAACCCCCACUCCGUGCGCUCUACGACUUAUUGAUAGGACCUAUGGAGGGAGGUCUGAUGCAUUCCAGCGGGCCUGUCGGCCGCCACCGCCAGCUGAUACUGGUUCUGGAGGGAGAAUUGUACCUCAUUCCUUUUGCUCUCCUGAAGGGCAGUUCCUCCAAUGAGUACCUCUAUGAGCGCUUCAGCCUCAUUGCAGUCCCGUCCAUCCAGUCGCUGAAUCCCAGCUCCAAGUCUCAUGUGAGGAAGAGUACUCCUGCUUACUCCAGUUCUACCUCAAUGGCAGCCGUCAUAGGAAAUCCCAAGCUCCCUUCAGCAGUUAUGGACCGGUGGCUCUGGGGACCUAUGCCCUCUGCAGAGGAGGAAGCAUAUAUGGUGUCUGAGUUACUUGGCUGCCAGCCCUUAGUUGGCAGUGCAGCAACGAAAGAGAGGGUCAUGAGUGCCCUCACUCAGGCAGAAUGUGUCCAUUUUGCAACCCACGUCUCCUGGAAACUGGCUGCUUUGGUCCUGACACCCAACACUGACAGCAACCCAGCCAGCAGCAAGAGUUCCUUUGGGAACCCCUACACAAUCCCAGAAUCCCUUCGGAUGCAGGAUGAUGCCAGUGAUGUGGAGAGCAUCUCGGACUGCCCUCCUCUUCAGGAGUUUCUGCUUACAGCAGCUGAUGUCCUGGACCUGCGGCUUCCUGUCAAAUUAGUGAUUCUUGGCUCUUACCAGGAAUCCAACAGCAAAGUCACCGCUGAUGGAGUCAUUGGCCUGACAAGAGCGUUCCUGGCUGCUGGGGCCCAGUGUGUCCUCGUGUCGCUGUGGCCUGUUCCUGUGGCUGCUUCCAAAAUGUUUGUGCAUGCCUUCUAUUCCUCCCUCUUAAAUGGGAUGAAAGCCAGCGCAGCCCUUGGAGAAGCGAUGAAAACUGUGCAGAGCAGCAAGCAGUUCUCCCAUCCCUCCAACUGGGCAGGCUUUAUGCUUAUUGGGAGUGACAUGAAGCUGAACAGCCCUUCUUCACUAGUGGGACAGGCCCUGACUGAGAUUCUGCAGCACCCUGAAAGGGCACGAGAUGCUCUUCGUGUCCUGCUACAUCUGGUGGAGAAAUCAUUGCAGCGAAUCCAGAAUGGGCAGCACAACUCCAUGUAUACCUCCCAACAAAGUGUGGAGAAUAAAGUUGGUGGCAUUCCAGGCUGGCAGGCGCUGCUCACUGCGGUUGGAUUCCGCUUGGACCCUCCAGCCAGCGGCCUCCCGGCAGCCGUGUUCUUCCCCACUGCUGACCCCGGGGACCGGCUGCAGCAGUGCAGCACCACCAUCCAGUCCCUCCUAGGUUUGCCUAACUCUGCACUUCAGGCACUUUGUAAACUUAUCACAGCUUCAGAAACAGGAGAACAGCUGAUCAACAGGGCUGUUAAAAAUAUGGUGGGAAUGCUGCAUCAAGUCCUGGUUCAACUUCAGGCAGGCGAGAAGGAGCAAGAUUUCUCCUCUGCACCAAUCCAGGUCUCGAUCAGUGUCCAACUCUGGAGGCUACCUGGCUGUCAUGAGUUUCUGGCAGCUCUAGGUUUUGACCUUUGUGAAGUUGGCCAGGAGGAGGUGAUUCUGAAAACUGGGAAACAAGCAAACAGGAGGACCAUGCACUUUGCUCUACAAUCCUUGCUGGCACUUUUUGAUUCUACAGAGCUGCCUAAGCGCCUUAGCCUGGACAGUUCCUCAUCGCUAGAGUCACUGGCUUCUGCUCAGUCUGUUUCCAACCCUGCACCCCAGUAUCAGAACCCUCCAUUCUCUCCUACUUGCCCAGACAGCAUCGCCUCAGAUGCCAUCUCCGUGUAUAGCCUGAGCUCCAUUGCUUCUUCCAUGAGCUUUGUUUCUAAGCCAGAGGGUUUGCCAGAUGGUGCGGGACACAGAGGACGCCAAGACUAUGAGAGGCCAAAGAACAUCUAUCCCCACAGGUCUGCAGCACAGAGCCAGUUGUCGCCGCAAACCAGCACGGUGGCCAGCAAAGAUGAGGAAGAGUAUGAAGGUUUUUCUAUAAUCAGCAAUGAGCCUUUGGCCAGUUACCAAGAAAAUGUAAAACCAAGGUUUUCCCCUGAUCACAAACAGUCCAAAACUGGUCAGACUGGAGGCAUUAAAGAGUCUGUCAACUCCAAGGGGAGUGUAAGUACCCCAAAUUCUCCUGUUAAAAUGACUCUUAUUCCCAGUCCAAAUUCACCUUUCCAGAAAGUUGGGAAACUUGCAAGUUCUGAUACUGGGGAAUCUGACCAGUCUAGCACUGAGACUGACAGCACUGUCAAGUCCCAGGAGGACGCUAAUCCAAAGCUUGAUCCGCAGGAGUUGGCCCAAAAAAUUCUGGAGGAAACACAGAGUCACCUCAUUGCUGUUGAACGUCUCCAGAGAAGCAGCAGCCAAGUAAGCAAGAGCAACACCUCAGAUGAUGGGGCUUCCACCCCUGCAGGUGUGUCUGCGUUCAGAUCUUCAGAGACCAGUGCAUUCAGUCGGCCAGUCAGCUCCAGUCAGAAGAGUCAAUCUUCACCUCUUACAAUUAAACCAAAGCCUCCAACCAGGAGUUCAUCCCUUCAGAAAGUCAGUUCCGGCUAUAAUAGCCCCACGACAUCGGAGAUGUCAAACAAGGAAGGCACAGGCCAGUGCAGUGGGCAGCCCUCUCCGAGCUGUGAUUCACAUGGGUCAUUAACUGAGCAGCCUCACUUCAAACUCAAGUACCCCAGCUCUCCCUACAGUGCUCAUAUUUCUAAAUCACCCAGAAAUAUUUCUCCAAGCUCAGGACAUCAGUCUCCUGGUGGCAGCACUCCAUCUCCUGCGCUUUCUUACUCCUCAGCUGGUUCUGCUCGCUCAAGUCCAGCCGGUGCCCCAGACAUAGACAAAUUAAAAAUGGCUGCCAUCGAUGAAAAAGUGCAAGCAAUUCACAACUUAAAGAUGUUUUGGCAGAGCACUCCCCAUCACUCCACUGGCCCAAUAAAGAUUCUCCGAGGAGCUCCUGGAACAAUGACUUCUAAGAAAGAUGUCCUCAGCUUGCUCAAUUUGUCUCCACGGCACAGCAAAGAAGAAAGUGCAGAUAAGCUGGAACUAAAGGACCUGUCUGUUGAGCAGCACCUUGCUUCUCCACAAAAAAACCCUCCAAAUGGACACAGGCGCCCUGAAACCACAAAUGCAGUGACAUCCACUCACUCUCUGCCUUCCAGUAGCGCCCCAGGAACCACACGCCCCUUGAGGCUGCCGUCCGGGAACGGUUAUAAAUUUUUGUCACCAGGAAGAUUUUUUCCGUCCUCCAAAUGUUGA
This is a messenger RNA of Apaloderma vittatum (bar-tailed trogon), 3367 nucleotides long. RefSeq names its product tetratricopeptide repeat protein 28-like. The record is from RefSeq and is a predicted model, not a curated record. The transcript has 10 exons. NCBI's taxonomy places the organism in Eukaryota, Metazoa, Chordata, Aves, Trogoniformes, Trogonidae. The annotation marks the transcript as partial.